UGUCUAAAAAAGAUGACUAGUUUGACGUUUCUGCCACAUAACAUACGUGUUAGCUGUGUUAUUGAACAUCUGAUUAAAAAAACAGUCAUCUCUUAAAAAAUUUAUCAAAGUUAUUAACAAUAAAAAAGUGAACUUUGAGUGAGUGUUAAAAGAAACCUACAUAAUUGACGAAAAAUACUUUCGUCCGUGAUAACAGUUCUAACAUGCAAUGCCAGCUAGGAGAAGACGUCUUGGUUCUGAAACAGAACAGCAACCACUUGUGGUCAUAACAGGCGAUAAAAAUCCAAAUUUAUUGUAUAAUAAUUCUAAACCAUUUACAAACGAAGUUUUAGUGCAAUCUCCAAUCAAUAACACGUAUAAUGUAAACACAAAACCAAGUGAUCUUGAAGACAUUUUGAAACCAGAUUUAAACAUACACGACGACAUGAAUACAUCACGGGAUCGAACCAAUGAAUUUGGCAAUGCCGUUAGGUAUUUGCUAAGCUACAAUAAUCGGGCAAUAACUGUACGUGAUCCACGAAAGGCGAAAUUUAUACAAAGUCAUUCGGAAUUUAUGUCAAUAGCUAAAACAAUUGGGAAGAAUAUUGCAAGCACGUAUACUAAAUUGGAAAAGUUAACUUUAUUGGCGAAACAAAAAUCACUCUUCAAUGAUCGAUCAUCUGAAAUCCAAGAACUCACCUAUAUCAUUAAAGGUGAUUUAGGUAGUUUAAAUCAACAAAUUGCAAAACUACAGGAAAUAUCAAAAUCACAAAAUCAAUUACAUUCUGGGAAACAUUUAAAAUCACAUACAAGUAGUGUGGUUCUAGCGUUACAAUCAAAAUUGGCUUCAAUGUCAACAGAUUUUAAAUCGGUAUUAGAAGUACGAACUGAAAAUUUAAAACAACAAAAACAUAGACGGGAUCAAUUUUCACAAGGGCCUAUAUCAAAUACAUUACCUCCAUCUGUUGUACAAGGACAUUAUCAAGGAAGUGUGUUAUUAGCUAAUGAACAGGUUAGUAUAAAUAUGGACUCAGGACCAGGAACACCAUUAUUAUCACCCCAACAACAGCAACAGCAACAAAUGAUGUUAUACGAUGAAACAGAUAAUUAUUUACAAAAUCGUGCCGAAACAAUGCAAAACAUUGAAUCAACAAUUGUUGAGUUAGGUGGUAUUUUUCAACAAUUAGCUCAUAUGGUAAAAGAACAAGAGGAAAUGGUUGAACGUAUUGAUACAAAUGUACAGGAUGCUGAAUUAAAUAUUGAAGCGGCACAUGGUGAAAUAUUAAAAUAUUUUCAAUCAGUGACUUCAAAUCGGUGGCUAAUGAUAAAAAUAUUUGCAGUGCUAAUAGCUUUCUUUAUUUUCUUUGUAGUGUUUGUUGCAUAG
Molecule: messenger RNA, 1363 nt
Organism: Chrysoperla carnea
Lineage: Eukaryota; Metazoa; Arthropoda; Insecta; Neuroptera; Chrysopidae
Gene: Syx5
Product: syntaxin-5
Exons: 3
Coding region: 209-1363 (384 amino acids)
Biological process (GO): endoplasmic reticulum to Golgi vesicle-mediated transport; intracellular protein transport; vesicle fusion
Cellular component (GO): Golgi membrane; SNARE complex; endomembrane system
Molecular function (GO): SNAP receptor activity; SNARE binding
Source: RefSeq, a predicted model, not a curated record